ACUUUAGACCUGUAGCAGCUCGCUCUGUGGAACUGGAACAAUGUGUCAUUGACAUCCACACAUUGUUUGGUUAAACACUGACUGCACGGGCUGCAUUUUUUGGUUUCCCUGGUAAGAAAGUGAGCACUGCAGGCCCUUGGCAUUUUUCAGAAAACCAGAGACAGUCUGAAGCCCAGUUAAAAAAAAAAAGAAAGAAAAGGGGGAGGAUAAGGAGGCCGUGCUAACCAAAACGUGAUGUUCCCUAGCAACACUUGGGCGCGGCAGCGCUAAAUCAUCAGGGAUCAUGGUUGUAAAUAGGGAAAGCAUGCCAGUGACUGUGAGUUUCCUCCUACACAUGAGAUAAAGUAUUUUAUUAAGCCGUUCUUUAAUACAAUUCACAGCCUCGAUCACUCGAACAGGCCCACAGAUAUUGUCCUUUUUCGUGAUUCCAACUAUCUCAAUUUUCUUAUUCACGGAAAACAUGAGGUGAUAAGGUUACUUCACAAUAUUUAGACGAGGAGAUCUGAAGGUUAAUGUCUUAAUUCUUGACGAGUUUUGCACUAUUUCCUUUACAGAUUUGGACCAAUCAGAACUGAACAAUUUGUUUUCCUCCCCUCCAUAAGCAGUCUGACACUAAUGCAAACAAAAAAAAGACCAGUGUGGGGAAGAGAUUAAGAAAUGAUAAAAAAUGUUUUGAUUGUGAUUUCUUUGGAAGUGGUUGCCUAUAGGAACCCAUUUGAAGUUAUACCUGAAAAAAUGAUUCUAUCACAUUCAGAAUCUUCUCAUAUGGCAGAAGCUACUCUUGGUGUCUAACAUGUUGCUUUCCCACCAGAGGACCAAACUUUAAACUUCAAAAGUUCAUAUGACACUGAGGCGUUAAUGUCAGUUUCAGUGCUGUGUCAUUGGAGAACUUUGUCCCGUAUUAUACUUCCUUAACAAUCGCUCGAGGGCCUCCGUUUAUUAUUUUAACACCGAGCCAAUUUUUGAUAUAGGCCUAAAUGAUAAGACACAACAAAGUAAUGUAUUGAUCAUCAGCUUAGAUUUUACACCAGUUUAUUUUAAACUGAUGAUGCGGUCAGCACAAAUUAUUUAUUCAUAUUUCUCACAACAUUACCCUGAUAUAUUUCAGAAUGAAACUUUGUGAAAUACACAACGGUAAAAGUUUGACAAUCUGCUCUAAGGCAACUUUCAGAGUUAUAGUUUUAUGCAUUACACGGGCAGGAUCACUGAUGUUAGUCUUCGGUCUGGAACGCCAGUCAACUCUUCAGUGAUGACAAAGGAUAAAGAAGCAAACAAACAACACCAGCAAUAAAAUAGAAUAAGAGAAAAGAGAGAAAAGCUAGAUUGAAGAGAUUGGAAAUGAAGUAGUUUCUCUCAAGUCACAACACCUGCGAGACAGGAUUCAGAAAUCCUCACAAUGUGGCAGUGUGACCGGUUUGUCUUGACCUCUUGGUCGUCCACCGUCUGAAUGACAGAGCUAAGCCUGCAGGGAGCUGGUUACAUUCAGAGUCAUAAACAGUCCCACGUUGAACUGCACUAUGGGGUUUUUUUGCCUCUUUAAAAAAAAUAGGCUUAUAAAUGAUAAGAACUUCAUAAAAAGAUUUCUUUAACCACCUGUUUUUAAACAGUCUGGAAACUGCCACUAUGAAACUGAACAGGCCACAGGCCUCCCACACUGCAGCGGACACGACUGAUAAGAACAUCUGCAGAAGUCAAACGAGAACUGAAGCAUUUUUAUCAUAGUUUUAGACAAUAUGCAUAAACACGGAAUUCUUGGCCAUGUUUUAACCUUUUUGCCUCAAACUAAAUCUCAUCAAGUUACCGAUGAAAGAUUUACAAAGCCUCAACCAUCACAAAUGAAAGAAAGAGAUGAAGAGAAAUGCAACACGAGUGUAUGUUCAUUUCAUGUAUACACUCAAUGUGUCAUAGUUAUAAUGAAAAGCAUUCAGUUAUUCAAGAGAAAACACUUCAAUAUCUUUUUUAACAUAUGUUUUGCAUUAAAUUGUGACAGUGCACACUCAAAAAGGAUAGUUUUUAUUCUUUGUUUUUUUUGAAUUUAGACAUUGUGACACUUCCAAAGUAUUAUCAGUUUAAACUCAGUUGACAUAUAGCGUAUGUGACCAGACAAAAAAAAUGACCCCAUGAAUGGAAAUACAUUUCUUAAUUUGAUGUAGCGGAAAAUGUUUCUUACAUGAAUGUUCAUAUCAGUAAUGAAGCAAGUUGGCUUUUUUGAAAAAAGGAGAAAUGUUCUGUUAUCUUAUCUAUCACGAGAGGACCUGUGAGUUCUGUGCAAUGCAACAUGUUCCCCUUUUUUUGUUUCUUUUUUCUUUUUAUUACCAAGUUAUUAUCUGCUUGACUUACGUCCUCACGUCCUUCUUGUUUUAAGAGAACCUCCACUCGACCAAAAAGAAGAAUGUACUGUAUUUGCACUACUGUACUAUGAAUGACUGUGAACUAGUGUGAGCGUCGUACCUAGAUGAUAAAUAAUAGAGGCGCGUGUAUUUUGUUGUAUAAUCAAUGGCUAAAAAAAUUUAAAGGGGUAAUCAAGGACAUCAGUUCAAUUAAAUUCUAUUUGUAAAGCGCCAAAUCAGGACAUACAUUAUCUCAAGGCACUUAAUAUAGGGAGGCCGAGACCUCACAAUAUUACAGAGAAACCCAUUGAUUCCACGAUGAGCAGCAGUUGGCGUCUUUGGAGGAAAAACACUCCCUCUGAACAGGAAGAAAGUUGUGCAGAGCCAGAACAGAACCAGACUCAGUUGUGGGCGGAACAUCGGCCUCGAGAGAGGAGAGGAGAGGAAGAUGGAGACCUGGAACAUUUGUGCGACUGUUGGAUCAUAUAGCUACAGUGGCUUCAGAUUUCUUUUUAUUGUGAGACAGAUGCUCCAGAUGUAAUAAUGUAAAUAUUUCAACAUGGUAAUUCUUUUUCUUUCUUUUCAAAUGUUAAAAAUAUAUGUUUGGAGGAGAUUUUUAAACAUGAACUUUUCCUCCCACUUGGAAACAAUUUUUCUGCAGAGAAUGAGAGUAGACUCACUUUGUAAAGUUGUAAAUAGCGCAGGGAGACCCCCAGGGGCAGAACUCUUUGCUGUGUGUCUCACUUUGACCUGUAAACAUCGAGGGAACUUUUGAACCACUCCCCCUCCUUUCCCCCCUGUUGCCGAGGUCCACUCCGGACCGCAGAUGACCGACGAUGGCCACGUCUCUCCUCAGAGAAUUCCUUCUCACCUUUUUCAUGCCACAAAAGUGCUAUGAGGAGAUUCUCGUCAACUUCCACUGGCACGUGCCGUGUCUGCUGUAUGUGCUGAAGAAAGCUGCAGGGUAUUGGAUCUUACUGGACACACUCCUGGCACCGUUGCCUCAGCUGCUGAAGAUACUGUGGCGAGGAAGAGCAGACGGCCUGAGUCCUCCCUCUGUGCUGCUGCAGCUUUACGCCGCCUCGUGUCCUGUGGUGUACGCCGUGGCCAACAGCUUCCCACUCUUUGCCUGGGCUGAGAGGCUCUUCACGUUGGCCCAGAUCGCUGCCGUCGCCUUCCUCGUCCUGCAUCAUCGUGGUAAAACUGCAACAGGAACGCUGCUUCUCUUGUCUUACGUCGGUCUAAUGUUCCUCCUGGGCUCGUAUGCGCCUGCAGCAGUGGCCUCGGGGAUGCAGGCCUCCAGUGUGGCAUCUCUGAUUGCGAGCAAGGUUCUCCAGGCUAGAAGUAACUACUGCAACGGUCACACAGGCCAACUGUCCACGCUGUCGGUGUUACUGACGUGGGCAGGCUCUCUGGGAGUUGUCUUUGUUGCUCUACAGGAGACAGACGGUGCUCUGGCCACUCUGUCACACGUGCUGUCGGCCUGUCUCAGCUGUGUCCUCCUGGCCCAAGUCCUCGGCGGCUGCAGGCGCAGCACCGCCGCGAAGAAGAAGAGCGAGUAGAGGUGGAGGACAGUGACAAAUCGCACCGGGUGCAGAUGAGCUCUGUCAUUUACUCAAGGCUGUGUGAUUCUGUGCCAGAUGCAGCCGCAUCAAUGACUCAAACACAGCGUCGGUGUAGCCGUAAAUUAGCAUGUCCCCCCGGGUGUCAUGUUUACAUCACUGCCGGUCACUAAAUGUGUGAAGUGUGUUUCGGAUCACAACAUACUCCGUUUGACUUCAGUCUCUGCUCAGAGUGCAAUUACUCCACUAUAUCUUUUCAUAGAAUAUAUUUUUGGGCCUCGAUAUGAAUGUUUAAAUAUUGUGUGUAUAUAACCCUUGUCUGUGUGAAUGAAAACAGAGCUGCCAUCAAGUGAUCAAUAUAAUCAGAAUGACCUCACUCUCAGGGUCAAUAGAAUUCAAUGGAAGCAACAUGUGACUUUAAAAUUAAAACUUCUUGGAUGUACAGUA
Scophthalmus maximus (turbot) is the source of this 4339-nucleotide messenger RNA. RefSeq names its product mannose-P-dolichol utilization defect 1 protein. The record is from RefSeq and is a predicted model, not a curated record. Gene Ontology annotation, biological process: oligosaccharide biosynthetic process. The transcript has 7 exons. Lineage: Eukaryota; Metazoa; Chordata; Actinopteri; Pleuronectiformes; Scophthalmidae. Bases 3167 to 3892 code for a protein of 241 amino acids.